Danio aesculapii is the source of this 4663-nucleotide messenger RNA. RefSeq names its product bri3 binding protein (gene bri3bp). The record is from RefSeq and is a predicted model, not a curated record. Gene Ontology annotation, cellular component: mitochondrion. Bases 141 to 845 code for a protein of 234 amino acids. Lineage: Eukaryota; Metazoa; Chordata; Actinopteri; Cypriniformes; Danionidae. The transcript has 3 exons.
UCGGUCGUGCUCGACUUCCUCCAUCUCUCUGCAGCAUCAUCUUCCGGCAUAUCACGCCGCUAUAUUCAGUUUUUUAUCAGCUACAUCAUUUCCAGCAUUUUCUCCACUGCACAUUGCCGUUUGCCAGUUCAUCACUGAGGAUGAAAGGAGCGAAAUUAGCGGUGGUUUUGAGCCUGUUUUUGGCGCUCGUCCUCCUGACUGGGGCAGCGCGAAGCAGGAAAGACUCGAGCACCCAGAACAGCUUCAGGAGGGCGGCCAGCGGCUUCUACCAGACCCUCAGCAAUGUCUUCGGGGAGGAGAACAUCAGGGCCGUUUACAAGUUCUUCUCAAAAACGACUGAGAGGUUUGUUCAUGGAGUCGAUUCAUUAUUGGACACUUUGUGGAAACUGUGGGUGGACCUGCUGGACGUUAUGGGCAUUGACUCCUCUAACCUCACGCACUACUUCAGCCCGUCAUCCGUGUCCAGCUCUCCCGCUCGGGCUCUUCUUCUGGUGGCAGCCCUGCUGGUGGCCUAUUGGUUCCUCUCCUUGUUCCUGAGUGGCUUCUUUUACAUCCUCCAUGCAGUGUUUGGCCGAUUCUUCUGGCUGGCCCGCGUCACCCUUUUCGCCCUCUCCUGCCUGUACAUUCUGCAGAAAUUCGAAGGCGAUCCGGAAAAGGCAGUGCUGCCGCUGUGCUUCAUCAUGGCCGUGUACUUCAUGACGGGGCCAGUCGGAGCGUACUGGAGGAAAGGAGGAGGAUCUGGAACUCUGGAGGAGAAGAUCGACCAGCUCGACACCCAGAUCCGCCUCCUCAACAUCCGCCUGAGCAGAGUGAUUGAAACCCUAGAGCGCUCCAGCGACCAAUGAAGAGAUCUUCACCAGAGGCUCAGAGCUGGGGUUUGUGGCUUGAGUUGAGAAGAAACAAACAAAGAAAUGUUGUUUUUGUAAAUUUUAUUUCUCCUAAAUUUUUCUCAGGAUGUCUCUAACAAGAAUUGUACGUGACCUGUGUGGAAAUUUGAUUCAUUCUCCAUUAGAAGAUUGAUUUUAUUCGCCCUGUUGUCGUAGAAUGUAUUACUAGUGUCCACUUCUACUGUAGCCGCCCAUUUCUUUUUAUUUUUGAGUAAAUAUCAGGACUUUUUUUGUAUACGUGAGAUUUGAGUUGAGUGUGGACGUCCAUUUCUCAGUGUUAUGCUCUUUUCCAUAAGCUUUAUAUGAAGAGUUUUUUAAAAAACUGUGUGUUAUUUAUCAGUCGUAAAGGUAAUGCUAUUGAGAGUUAAUCCAGAAACACUCAAAGUGUGAAGAAUAGUCAGUAUCACUGCUUGUUUUUUUUCUCUCUCUCUCCCUUGUCUCUUCUUGAGGUCACCAGAGUUCAGGAAUGAUCGGCACUAUCAGGGAUGGAGAUGUAUGUGGAAAUCGCUUUCAGAAAGCAGCUAGUCAUCAGAAUUGAGUGUUCCUGGCAGCAAAAUAACAGUGCUGCAAUGUACACCGGUGUCUCUGUCCAGCUUCAACUGAGAGAGAGAGAUUCUUGUGUGCUUCAGAUAAGUACCUACUGGGUAAAACCUGGUCAUGCACUUUGUUCUCAGCUUGAGAUCAUUGUAUGUACCAUUAUAGAGAGGGAUUGUUUGAAUAGCGCUAAUCCCACUACCUGUUAGUGCUGCUUGAUAAACUCAUUUUUGUUUAAAGAAAAUGGCGUUUUUUCUGCUUUAAAUGCCUGCUAACUGUAUAACCUGUGUCCCCUCUUAUCUGCUGAUUUUUUUUUUCACUUUCCCUACUUUCUGCACUUUUAAUUUGCUUUAACAGUUAAAGGGAUAGUUCACGCACAAAUUAAAUCUGUCGUCAUUUGCUUCCCAUCCAUUCGUUCAAAACCUAUUUGAGUUUCUUUUCUUUGUUAAACACAGAAGAAGAUAUUUUGAACAAUGCUGGUUGAUGGCAGGGUGGCGCAGUUGGUAGCGCUGUUGCCUUACAUCAAGAAGGUCUCUGGUUCAAGCCUUGGCUGGGUCAGUUGGCAUUUCUGUGUGGAGUUUGCAUGUUCUCGUGGGUUUUCUCCGGGUGCUCCGGUUUUCCCUACAAGUCCAAAGACAUGCGCUAUAGGUGAAUUGGGUAAGCUAAAUUGUCCGUACUGUAUGUGUGUGAAUAGUUUAUGGGUGUUUCCCAGUGAUGGGUUGCAGCUGGAAGGGCAUCCUCUGCGUUAAAUAUGCUGGAACAGUUGGCGAUUCAUUCCGCUGUGGCGACCAGAUUAAUAAAAGGACUAAGCCAAAAAGAAAAUGAUUGAAUGAAUAGUUGAUGGCACCCAUUGACCUCCAUGGUACAUUUCUGUUCCCCUGCUAUGGAAGUCAAUGGGUGCCAGCAGCCAGCAUUCUUCAAAAUAUCUUCUUUUGAGUUCAACUGAUAAAAGCGACUCAAAUAAAUUUUAAAAACUUUAAUAGAAGAAGGAAACUCAUGGUUUAAAACCAUUAUAAGGGAGAGAAAAUGAUUAGGCAGUCUUCAUUUUUGGUUGAGCUAUCUUGUUAAUCCAAUUAGUUUUUUUGUAUUAUUGAGUAAUCUUUGUAGCUAAAACUAAUUAGCAUGUUUUUUAAAGAUACUUAUGUGUGCUUCAUAAAAAAACAGAUUGCUGCAAUAUUAGAUUUUUUUUUAAAGAAUUUUUUUACAUUUUGAGAGAAAUAUGAAUAGCCAGCGUUCAAGUUUAUUGUCAUUCCAUAAUAUGCCAGAGAUUAUAGGUCUCAGACUCAAUUCCUGGAGGGCCGCAGCUCUGCACAGUAUUGCUCCAACCCUAUUCAAGUACAGCUGAUCCAACUAAUCAAGGUGUCCAAGAGUAGUGAUUUCUGUGUGGUGUUUGCAUGUUCUCCCUGUGUUCGUGUGGGUUUCCUCUGCGUGCUCCGGUUUCCCCGCAAGCCCAUACACAAGUGGUAUAGGUCAGUGUUUCCCAACCCUGUCCCUGGAGGCACACCAACAGUUCAUGUUUUGGAUGUCUCCCUCAUCUGACCCAUUAACUUCAGGUUUUGAGUCUCUUCUAAUGCAGUUUCCCAACCCUGUUCCUAAAGGCACGCCAACAGUACACAUUUCCAUCCUCUCCCUAAUCAAACACACCUAAAACAACUCAUCAGAACAUCAGAAGAGACUCCAAAACCUGAAGUUAAUGGGUCAGAUGAGGGAGACAUCCAAAACAUGAACUGUUGGUGUGCCUCCAGGAACAGGGUUGGGAAACACUGGUACAGGUGAACUGAAUAAACUAAACUGUCCGUAGUGUAUGUCUGUGAAUGAGAGUGUAUGGAUGAUUCCCAGUGAUGGGUUGCAGCUGGAAGGGUGUCCGCUGCGUAAAACAUAUGCUGGAUAAGUUGGCGGUUCAUUCCGCUGUGGCGACCCCAGAUUAAUAAAGAAACUAAGCCGAGAAGAAAAUGAAAUAACAUAUUUAAAAUAUUACAGUUUUUACUGUAUUAGAUCAAAUAAAUGUACCUAAAAUCUUUUAAAAGAAUCAGAUCGACCCCAAACAUUUAAACAGUACUGUAUUUUUUAUUACAUUUUUUACAGGGAACAAUUUAUGUUUUGUUUUGUUUAGCAUCAUAUUUUAAAGAUGGUUUUCUAAUCCAUUUGUAUGAAUAAUAAUAAUUAUUAUUAUUAUUAUAAUAGUAAUUAAUUCCUGCCACUGUCAUUUUUAUAUUAUACUCAGUCAUUUUUAUAUUAUGUUUGUCUCCUGUUUAUUAAAAGAACAUUUGAUAAAGUGAAAGUGAGGGUUUUGUGGCUAGUAGUUCCCGUUUCAGCAAUGACUACUUCUAUACGCUUUGUAAACAUUGACAAAAUUCACUUUUAAUAGAAAUGUGUGCAGAUUUACAGUCUAUUUCAUGGGCCAAAAAUAUCAAACAGUCCCUCAACCUGCCUGUACUGUAACUCAAGUCACCUGAAAAGCUUUGUCAUGCACUAAUAUCAAGAAGCCCCCCUUUUUAUUGUAUGAAUGAGUGAAAGACAUUACCUGGUCAAUAAAUCAUGCAAUUUAAGCACCAGCUUUUUUUUUCUCAUGCAUUUGCAAAGUACCAGCAUAUUGUACACUGGAGACAACUAAGAAGAAGCGCACAUGUUUUAGAAUUGCCAUGUGUGCUUUCUUAUCUGUAAUGAAUGAGAAGCUGCAGUACGGUGGAAAAUAUGAGUGUGUUAUUUGUUAGCUGUGAUAUCUACAGUACAAGUGAAUGUGGGUUUGCUUAAGAAAUGUUAACCGUGUUUUCAUAUUCAUAAUUCAUACUCUUAGAGCCAUAUCAGGUUCUACAUUUAUUUGUGAAAUGGCAUGUAUUGGUUUGUUAAUAUAUCCAAUGUUACUUUAAGCAUAAGGGAGGUGUACUAACUCAGUAAAUGCUCAGCUCUCUCUCAUUGAACUCAUGUUGACUGCGCCAGUGCCAAUUAUUGUGUGUCGAGGAUUAUGUCUAUGAAUGAUUUGUAUUAGGAAGCACUGAAUCUUUGUGAAGUCUAGAACUGGUGUUUUUAUUUGCGUAGUAAAUGCCUAGAUUUCGAUAUCAGGUUUACUUUUGUACUGUAUGAUUUUCGUCAGGAUCGUUCAUCUUGCUGUGUUGCUUGCUGUGGUAUUGUUUGCUCUGUCUGUAUCAUUUUAUUGUGUUUAUCAUACUUGUUCAAUAAUUUUCUCGGAAGAUGAAAAUGGUGGUCCAAAAAGGAUUUAAUAAACGUAAUAUACAAUUUGA